This is a messenger RNA of Callithrix jacchus (white-tufted-ear marmoset), 11112 nucleotides long. RefSeq names its product methyltransferase 18, RPL3 N3(tau)-histidine (gene METTL18). Gene Ontology annotation, cellular component: nucleus. Gene Ontology annotation, biological process: peptidyl-histidine methylation, to form tele-methylhistidine. Lineage: Eukaryota; Metazoa; Chordata; Mammalia; Primates; Cebidae. Gene Ontology annotation, molecular function: protein-L-histidine N-tele-methyltransferase activity. The record is from RefSeq and is a predicted model, not a curated record.
CCUGGGUCCCUCAAAGCCGGAAAGAAAGUCGGGCUUGUCUAGCCCCUGGAGGACUUGACUCACUGGUGCGUGAUUUCAGUUCGGAGGAGGUAUCUAGAGGCGAGGUUUUUCAGCCGGGCGAUCCCAGGACACGUCGGGAAGCUAGCAUCCCCAGAGCUGCAUGGAAAGAGGACCAAAGACCUCUAAAAAGCGAUUUGGAAAUAUCGCUAAAUAUUUGUUAUCAUAUAUAAGCUGCUAAAGAGAAGUUGGGCCCAACAAAACUAAUUGAAUAAUUGAGGCAGGUUUGUGUGUGUCAUCAACAUCAAAUUCUAUCCAGAAGUUGAAGAAUCUGAAUUUAAUGAUUGUGUGCAUUUAAUAAGAGGAUGACCUUUCAGUUUAAUUUCACAAUAGAAGACCAUCUGGAAAAUGAAUUAACACCCCUUGGAGAUGGAGCUUGGACCUUGGAUUCCUCAAAAGAGCUGUCAGUCUCAGAAAGUCAAAAAGGAGAAGAGAGGGACAGAAAGUGUUCUGCAGAACAGUUUGGUGUGUCUCAGGAUCAGUUGUGGGAACGUAAGUCUAUGGAAAAUGCAGCUCCCUCUCAAGACACAGACAGUCCACUCAGUGAAGCCAACAGUUCAAGUAACUUGGAGCCGCAUGAAAAACAGACCUGCUUCAGAGCUGCCAAAGAGCAUGCUAUGCCUAAAGAUUUAAAGAAGAUGUUAGAAAAUAAAGUCAUAGAAACAUUACCAGGUCUCCAGCAUGCUAACUUAGCAGUAGUGAAAACCAUCUUGUUGAAAGAGAACUUCCCUGGAGAAAACAUAGUUUCAAAAAGCUUUUCUUCUCACUCUGAUCUGAUUACAGGUGUUUAUGAAGGAGGCUUAAAAAUCUGGGAGUGUACCUUUGACCUCCUGGCUUAUUUCACAAAUGCCAAAGUGAAAUUUGCUGGGAAAAAAGUCUUGGAUCUUGGUUGUGGAUCAGGCUUACUGGGUAUGACUGCAUUCAAGAGAGGGGCCAAAGAAGUUCACUUUCAAGAUUAUAACAGUAUGGUGAUUGAUGAAGUAACCUUACCUAAUGUAGUAGCUAACUCCAUUUUGGAAGAUGAAGAAAAUGAUGUAAAUGAACCAGAUGUGAAAAGAUGCAGGACAUCAAAAGUAAUACAAGAACCAUAUCAAUGCCGGUUUUUUUCUGAUGGAGUUUCGCUCUUAUUACCCAGGCUGGAGUGCAAUGGCGCGAUCUCGGCUCACCGCAACCUCCGCCUCCUGGGUUCAAGCAAUUCUCCUACCUCAGCCUCCCGAGUAGCUGGGACUACAGGCUGCGCCACCAUGCCCAGCUAAGUUUUUGUAUUUUUAGUAGAGACGGGGUUUCAUCAUGUUGACCAGGAUGGUCUCGAUCUCUUGACCUCGUGAUCCACCCGCCUCGGCCUCCCAAAGUGCUGGGAUUACAGGCUUGAGCCACUGUGCCCGGCCAAUAAUCAGUUUUGAAUGAUUUUGAGACAAAUAGGUAUCUCUCAAUUCUCCGAGAUGAAUUAGACUUUUAAUGAGGUGUCAUGCAGUAGGCCCAUUAAGAAGCAGCACAGACACAGCCUCUGACCAGGGGCUCAGGACAUAAUUUCAGUUCCUAGGGAGAGGGUCCAACAAGUGCAGAAAGGGUCAAAACAGAAGCCCAGUCAUGGGAGUUAGACAAUUCGGGGCACUAAAGAUAAAUUUGGGGUUAUCAAACAGCCCAAAGGAAACACACCUAUCCAAGACAGCUGGCAGCAAAAGGGACUUGAGACACAAAUUAUGGCUAUAAAUCCAGAAAAGGAUACAUAGCUUUCUCAUGUAACAGUGUAAUUUAAUCACAUAAGGGGUAUGAUACCUUGGGUUAAAAUUCAGUUUCUCUCUCUGUGAAACAAAGUUUAUAAUACUAUGUCCCUACCAGAGUUCUUUGAAGCUGAAGAGUUAAGCAUUUAUCAUGAUUCCUAUCAUGGUUCCUAGGUAUAAGUGGAAAUUAUUAUUUUUAAUAGUUCUUACCAUGUAGUCACCCUGUUUUCUGAACCAGACAGGAAGUCCUCACUUUUGUUAAAAAUGGCGUUGGUGUUGUGCUCACUUCGGCAGCACAUACACUAAAAACGGCGUUUGUGCCUUUACAGUAUGCAAAUCUCAGUUCAGAACUUGAAGAAACCACUAAGUUCUAAACUUUGCUCUGCCCACCAUUAAUCUCCACUCCUUCCCAUUCCAUUCACUUCCCCACUGCCUACCUCCACAUUCCUAAAUUGUCUCUUUUGGAAAAAGACUUAUUAUCUUUGAGUAGACUGGGGAGGAGGAGGAAGAAUAGGGGUGAUCUUACUGUCUCAGAGGUGGCAGAAGUAGAAGAAAAUCCGCAUAUUGAGUAUAACUGACUAUGCGAUUCAAAUCCAUGUCGUUCAAGGGUCAGUUGUAUAUAUUUUAAGCCUUUACAAUGUACUCAGUCUCAUGAAACCCCAACAACCUUGGUUGUGCUGCUUCUGGACUGUGUGGUUCACAGUGCAAAGAGAAUUUAGCCUCAUGAUAUGGGGAAUGGUGGGGUAAGUCAAACAAAAUCUGUUUUUAGCCACACUUACGCUUUCAACUCUUCUUAGUCAUCCUGUGGCUUAGUACUACAAACAUCCACAGACUUACAACUGAUAAGAUAUAGGAAAAUGGGCAAAAAGAAAUCAACAUUUAAAAAGAAAACUAUGUAACAUACAUCACAUGUACAAAGGGGGCUAUAAGAUACGGGUUUUUCUUCUCACGAUAGAUUUCGUGCUCACAACAGCCGUUCCACUGAGAACAUCCAGCAUAGCAAAAUGGAAAAAGGUUUUAGUAAUUUCAUUGGGCAGUAGAUUGUUAAAGGAAAAAUGGUUCAAUAUUACUUGUUAAAGCAUGGUAAGGCAGGCUUUAUCCAGUACCAUUGAGAGGUAAGGGACCAUGGCAAUGGGAUUUUGCAGUAGGGGAGAGAAAUUGGGCUUAACUACAGAGUAUGGACAAGUGGGAAUUUAUAGCCAAGGAGCAAGGUCAGGGUCAGGGGAUAAAAAAAUAGUAACAGGAAACAUCAGGGGUAAGGAGGAUUCUAACGUAACAGAACCUAACAGAAUUCUUGCUGAAGACAAGCCAGACAUUCCCAGAGAGGGAGAUAACGACCUUUGAGGUAGGGAUUCUUGCCAAAUGGACUUAGCAGAGUUCUUUACUAAAACUGGAUUUUAUGAGAAAGUCCACAGAUGGGCAUAAGAGAAAGUCCAGAGCCUAACUAAAUUUGGCCAAGGAAAGAAUCCGUCAAGGUGAAUGCAGAGUUUGAACUGGAGAUUAGGGCUAAAGAAGCAAGGACUCCUGUGUGAGCCUCCCACCACUGCACACUGCACCCUGCAGUGCAAGCACCCAAAUGAGCACUGAAGUCAGAUGGCUGCUGAAAUCUGUCCCUAUCGCCUCAUUCAAGAGUCUUAGAGGUUCUCUGCCCAUCUUGGUUACAUUGCAGCAGUGACAGCAUAAUUCUGAAAGCCUCCAAACAGAAUCCAGUUAGCCACACAGUAUCCGUGUAGCUCUAGCAAUUUUCAAAGCCUCCUCUCAAACCUCCAGCAGGUCCCCACCAGUAAAGUUCUACUCCUGGUCUCACUCAGUAGAGUGGUCAUGGAUCAUUCAACCUGCUUAGUCACCUCUCAGAUUUUUGUAAGGCUACAGAGGAGAAAUCAAUAUACUUUACAGUGUGUAGACAAUGAAUUUGUCCACUGAGAGAUCCUGAAAAUUUUGUUCAGAGAUAAAUAGGAAAAAAAUUAUUUCUAUCCUGUCAUGUCUGGUCAAGACUUGUCCAGAUUCUUUCUGUGUGUCUAAAAUGUUCUAGAGCUCAAAAUUCUUCUUCUUUUUUUUUUUUUUUUUUUUUGAGAUGGAGUUUUGCUCUUGUUACCCAGGCUGGAGUGCAAUGGCGCAAUCUCGGCUCAAUGCAACCUUCGCCUCCUGGGUUCAAGCAAUUCUCCUGCCUCAGCCUCCUGAGUAGCUGGGACUACAGGCGCACACCACCAUGCCCAGCUAAUUUUUGUAUUUUUAGUAGAGACGGGGUUUCACCUUGUUGACCAGGAUGGUCUCGAUCUCUUGACAAAAUUCUUCUAAAUCUCUGCUAUUUUAGGAUAAGUAACUUUUAAGUAAAUUUCUUUAAAUUAGAUGCUGCACUUAUUUUAAAUUGCAAGAAAAAAGUAUUCAAGAUCAACCAGACAGAAUAUUAACAAGGAUAUCCAGGACUUGAAAAAAAAAAAAAGUAUUCAGAGUGUGGGCAUUUGUUUUUUAAAAGAGAAUUUGUGCGGAAAGGUAGACUAUUACCUAGAAAUUCAGAACACAUCCAGUCAGCUCAGUGGCACAGCAUAUUCUCAUUAACCAAACUCUGCCAGCUUUUUUUUAAAUUAUCAUUGCUAUUCUACCCUCCUUGUGUUUUAAAAGUCUUCAGAGGGAGACAUAUUUUUAAUGAUUUGCUUUUCUUUCCUAAGCUUUCCACAGAUUAAACUCUGUAUCCUGUUUGCUUUGCUAUGUUCAAACUUUUCAAGGAUUUUUACAAUGAGAAUCAAAAAGAUUCUUACUUCAUGGAAAAUACCUGAGAGAUGCAUUUUCUAGGAAGGGUGGUGCAGACGUUUUUAAUAUUCUGUAUUUUAGUUCCUUUAACAGGAAAUGCGUUCAAGCCUGUAUUUUAAAUAUUAAAAUAACCACUCAUUUAACUUUGUGACUAGCUUUCAUUUUCCCAAAGUGGGAAAAAAUAUUAUUUAUAUAACCUCCCUCAAAAUACUUCAGAACCUCUUGUAUCUUAUCUCCUAACAUAGUUUAACAUAAACAGAAAUAGCCUUAGAGUUGAAAUCGUUAGAGAUUCUUAAGCUUCUGGUAAUUUUAAUUAGUUUGCUAUCAUAUAUUACUAUCAUAUAGAUAUUUUACUCAAUUGCUUAAAAAGGAAUGGCAAACGAAAUAUAAAAACCUGAAUGUAAAUUAUUUUGCCCAUAAUUCAUCUAAAGAAACAUGAUGGAUCAGCCCAGUAUUUGAUUACAUUGAUAUGGACAGGAGACAGGGAAAUACGGGUUCCCUGGCAAAGGCCCCACCCCGAAGCCUAGAAACCCAGGGCCCUAAGUGAGAAGAGGCAUUCCUGUUUUUUGCACCCAAAAAGUUCCCUUCUGGCCUGCCAUGCCCCUUAUAUACCAUAUAAAUCCCAAACCCCAGGCUCCGAGGGAGACAGGCAGACAAACAGCAGAAUGGCAUGGCAGAGAAGGAGAGAAGAGGAGCAUCUGAAUGUUGAGAGUUCAGCUGGGGAUAAUUGGAGAGGAGAUUGGCUACUGGACAGCCAAACUCAGGGGAAUAUCAUCUUCCCACGCCAUUCCCCUUUCAGCUCCCCAUCCAUCCCACUGAGACCCACCUCCACCACUCAAUAAACUCCCACACUGAUCCUUCAAGUCCAUGUGUGACCUGAUUCUUCCUGGAUGCCAGACAAGGACCUGGGUACCGAGAGGAAACUGAACUAGUUAACACUUAAGCUGCCUGCAGACAGCAAAGCUGAAAGAGGAGCACAUUGUAACACAUGCCUACUUGGUUUCAGGGGUUGCAGACACCCACCCCUAGCGAGUACCAUGGGGUCAGAGCCCAAAGCACUCGGCCAGCUCCUGCACCUUCCCACCUGGGUGCUCCCCCUCCUUUAAGGGGUUUGAGCUCCUGGUGGCCCAGCAGAGAGCCACACCCUUGUUGCACAUCCUGCAAGGCGAACCAGGGAACUCUCCCAUCUCAAUAUGUACACAAAGUUUUUAUUUCUCUGGGGCAUUUCAGUAAGAGGAAGAAUUGAGGCCCUCCCAGGUGCCACUUUCUACAAGUCAGUCCCUUUGUGUUUAUUUUUCUCCAAUACUGACAGAUUAAACAGAAUUAUGCCUUACACUGAAACUCAAACACAUUCUCAUCCCAUCAAAAAUGCACUGAGGACUUACUAUAAGUAGUCAAGGUAAUUUCCAUUUUCAAUUAUUCCUGUAGAAAAAAUUACCACUUAUAAGAAAGUUUACUCCUGUUUUGUAUAGUAACUCAACGCACUUCCAUUUCCACUUCAUUUCUCCUGGAUCUCCUAUAAAAAGCUGUGUGACGAACAGAAGAGCCCCUGGGUAUAUUUGUGUUCUGUGUGCCCCUUUUACUGUGACUUGUGUGUUUUCUUUCUUAACCAAGGGACUUUGUCAAAUUUAAUUUAUGAAGGGUUGGAGAUUAACUAACAGGAAACAGAACAAUAGAUAACCAACAGCUUUGGACUCAAGCCUCCCCAGAAAAAGAGAAAUAUAUUCAAGCAAGCAAGAAAACAGACAAACAAAAUGGGAUGGAAGGGAGAGGAAAGAGAUGAAGAACAAUAGAGAAACACAUAUGGCAUUGCAUUAAUUAAAAUUUAGAGCAGUAGAAAGAGUGCUGGGGAAAAGAAACAUGGUAGAGCCCAAGGAAGAAGACCAGGCAAUCAAGGAGUCAAGAGGUUGCCUUCAAUUCACACAAUACUUGUGAACUUUUAAACAAGUGACUGUGGGAGAUUGCUGGUGACUCAUGGUGGUGGAGACAAUUGAGAAACAGGGUUGGCAAGAGUGCAAGGAGAGGCCCUUAAUGGCAGCCCCAGUGACCUUGCUGCACCCUACAUUUGACCUCAGUUGGAGUUUGGGAUUGUGGAACAACACUGCUGAACUUUAUACGUAGAGUAAUCCACACCCCUGUUUGCUUGAGACAGUGUUGAAGUAUGCAUCUGAUUUAACAUUCUAACACUCUUAAAAAGUGUAUUGAUUAUGGCCAGGCAUGAUGGCUCAUGGCUGAGAUCCCAGCAUUUUGGACGACCUUGGUGGGAGGAUCUCUCAAGCCUAGGAGUUCAAGACCAGCCUGGGCAACAUAGGGCGACCUGUCUCUACAAAAAUUAAAAAGUUAUCUGGGCAUGGUGGCACACACCUGUGGUCUCAGAUAUGCGGGAGCUGAGGUGGGAGGAUCGCUUGCCCCUGUAGUUCAAACCUGCAGUGUACUGUGGUCAUGCCACUCCAUUCCAGCAAGUGAGAACCUGUCUCAAAAAAUGAUAAGUGUACUGAUUAUGGUCACCUUGUAUCACCAAUUCUGUAACACUUUUUUUUUCUUUUUUGAGAUGGAGUCUCGCUCUGUUGCCAGGCUGGAGUGCAGUGGCAUCACCUUGGCUCACUUCAACCUCCACCUCCUGGAAUCAAGUGAUUCUCCUGCCUCAGCCUCCCAAGUGGCUGGGACUAUAGGUGCGUGCCACCAAGCCCAGCUAAUUUUUGAAUUUUAGUAGACACAAGCUUUCACCAUGUAGGCCAGGAUGGAACACUAUUGUUAAUCUUACUAUUUUAUGGAUUGUGUCAUGAUUUUAAAACAAUCACUCAAUCAAUAAAUGUUAACUUCAAAUCUGGUGUCAAGCACUGGGUUUGAAAAUGGAAUCUAAAGUUAAAAUGAUACAUUCUGUGCUUUGGGGGAACUUUCAGUCUAGGGUGGAAAUACACAAAUGAACCUCUUGUGAGAAUGUUUUACAUACUGUUCAGGUUUCUGGGGUCAUCUUUAUUAUUUAUACAGUUAGAUAUAUCCCCGUAAUAGGAUGUAUAUGGAAGAAAAUUGAAGAGCAAGAGGAUGGGUGGAUAUUUCUAAGUAUAAAGCAUCUCCUGGUGACUUAGUAGAUUCUCAAGUGGAAGUAAAACUUAGAAAGUUAAUCAAAGAGCUAGGAAAUCUUGCUUCUUUUUUGACUCUAAACUUCAAGAAUUAAGACAGUUCCUGACAGUGAGAACAGAUGGUCUCUGCCAACUGUAGGCAGGCAAUGGGGGACCAAAGGCUAAAGAUGAGCAACAUAAAUCUCAUAAGAAGAAUGUUAGGAGAACACUCUUUUCAGUAAGAGCCUCCCUUCCAUUGCCAACCCCAAAUCCCAGCGAUUUUGUUUUAUUAGGGGAAAUGACUAGUUUCCUUAAUAACAUAUAUAUGAAAAACAACUAAUAUGAAAAAGACUAAAAUAAUGACAAGUCAACAGGGACAAGUGCCAAGAUGGAGGAGAAAUUCCUUUGGCCAGUGAGAAACAACUUCUCAGAAGAGGUAACACUUGAUCUUAGACUUACAUGUAAGCAGAUUUAAUCAGACUAAUAGGGGAGUGGGAUUGGAAGGGUGGCCAGCUGAGUGCUUAAUAGGCAGAAGGACUAGUCUGUGAAAAAGCACUGAAUUUUGAGACCACAUUAAUUAAUUCAUUCAUAAAUUAAUGAAUUGCGCCCAGGAGUUCAACAUGUAUUGAGCACCUGCUAUGUGCCAAGCAUAUUCCAAGGUGCUGGGUUCUAGGAGGAAAGUCUGCCUUUCCAGUUGGACUGGAACAUGAUCCUGAUGCUUCUAGAUAAUGAAUAAGUAGCAAAGCUACAAAUCACUGAACUGUAUUACCUCAGUCAGAUAUGAAGCUGGCUCAGUGGCUAAUGAAAGACCUUCCAAUUCUUUAUUUUUCCUGUGUCAAUGAAAAAAGCCAAACUCUAUAAAAUAUUUAAAGAGGUUUACUAUGAGCCAAAUAUGGGUGAUCAAGGUCUAACGUACAGUCUCACGAGCUCCUGAAAACAUGUGCCCAAGGUGGUUGGGUUAUAGCUUGAUCUUAUACAUUUUAGGGGAACAGAAGUUACAGGCGGAUAUCAAUCAACACAUAUAAGAUAUACAUUGGUUCAGUCCAGAAAGGUGGGAUAACUUGAAGGAGUGGGGCUUUUAAGUCAUAGGUGGACUCAAAGACUUUCUGACUGGCAAUUGGUUGAAAGAGUUGAGUUAUUAUCUAAAGACCUGGAAUCAGUAGAAACUAAUGUCUGGGUUAAGAUAAGGGUUGUAGAGACCAAGGGUCUUAUUACAUUGAUGAAGACUCUAGAUAGCAGCUUCAGAGACAAUAAAUGGGAAAUGUCUCCUAUUAGACCUUAAAAGAUGCUAGCCUCUUAGUUAAAUCUCUCCUGGAUCAGUAAGUCUUGGAAAGGGGAGGAGAUUCUCUACAGAAUGUCAGUUUUCCCAAGAGACAGCUUUGCAGGGCCAUUUCAAAAUAUAUCAAAGAAAUUUAUUUUGGGAUAAAAUACUUUGCUUUCUUCCAGGGCCCUGCUAUCUGUGCAUUCGUAUCUUAUUGCCAUAGAGUCUGGCUUGUCAGUCUUAAGAUCUGUGUCUUAAUGUCAAUGCUGACAUUCAGUUGUGCCUGAAUUCCAAAGGGACAAGAGUAUAAUGAGGCAUGUCUGGAUUCCCCCACCCAUCCCCCAUCCUGACCUAAACUAGUUUUUCAGGUUUAUUUUGGUAUUACUUUGGCUGAGAGAAGGGGUCCAUUCAGUUGGUUAAGGAGCUUAUAAUUUUAUUUUUGAUUUAUACCUGUUAAAAUUUGCCAUCAAAAAUUUCACCUUACCAAUCUAAAUUACAUGUUCUAUAGACACUUGUAAAAACUGGCAUUCUUUUAAAACAGUCUGUCACAGUUUAGUACUUUACUUUAUAUGUUAUUGAGAAAUAAUUUUAUUUUAGGUUUAGUCUUUGAAAAUGUGCAUACAUCCUUGGUUGAAGGAAAAUUCUGCUCUUCCUGCCAGUUAAGCCCACCUCUGAGCAUAAAGCCUUAGAUUUCACUUAUCACACAUAAUGAUCAAUCUAUGAAGUGUUCGUUUCUUGUAAGCAAGUGACUGUGAUGUAUUUGAGGUGGAAUUUAGGCUCAUAUUAGUCUAUCAGAUUAAGGGGCUGGUAAAUUUACAAAACUCUCAGAGAAACUAAUGGGAACCUUACAGGCCUGAAUAUUCUCGUGGUCUUCUUCACUCUAGAAUGUUGUGACUUUCUGUUGUUUCUUAAUCACUAAGCACAUCUCAGAAAAAGCAACACAAAGCAAAGAUGGGUAUCCAAGAAAAGGAGAGGGGUACUGUCAGGCUGUGAAAGGCCAUUAGAACAGAAGUCAAAUGGACCCAAGUUCUAGACCUGACUCUUGCCCUUCAGAACUGUGCACAUGCCUUCAUCAAGUUGACAGAGGCAUAAGAACAAGAACAACUCCAUCUUGAAUAGGAGCCAGGCAAAAUGAGGCUGAAAUCUACUAGGCUGUGUUAUAAGUAAAAUUUCGAUGCCACAAAAGAAAUAGCACUCCAGGAUAAGUCCUCUUAGCAAGGCAGUUUACUUCUACAGAAGGGUGCAGUGUAUGGAUGGAGCAAUGGUGGCCGCAUGCUUGGACAAGCGGGGAAUGGGUACUUAUGACUGAUGGCAGCCAUCCCUACUGCUGUGUCACUUCCCUAUUGGCUAGGGUUAGACCACACAAGCUAGACUAACCCUGACUGGCUAUUUUAAAGAGAGCAGGGGUCUGAGCUGGAGUGGCAGGAUGGGUGUUUUGGGGGAAAGGACGGAGUUACGGGUGGGUUAGAGCAGGCAGCCAGGGGUGACCUAGGUCAAAGAAAGUGACCAGAGCAGGUGACUGGAGCAGGUGACUGGGAUGAGUUAGGAUGGAGCCGGGGUUGGAUGAACAGAUGUGAACUACUGAUUAAAACCGGUGGAGAAGGUUGUUUGCGGUAAUUACAAGGAAGUUAAACUUUAAAAUAGAGAAUUAAAGAAUAAGAGAACUGAAUAUACUGACAUACUGAUUCUUUGAAGUGAAACUUGGGGUUCACUAUAAUGGAUGCAUUCCCAGACAGGUAAGGCAUUCUAAGACACAGGAUGAGAUAGGAGGUUGGCACAAGAUACAGGUCAUAAAGACCUUGCUGAUACAAGUUGCAGUAAAGAAGCUGGCUAACUCCUACCCAAACCAAGAUGGCCACAAGAGUGAUCUCUGAUCGUCCUUACUGCUACACUCCCACCAGAGCCAUGACAGUUUAUAAAUGCCAUGGCAACAUCAGGAAGUUACCCUAUGUGGUCUAAAAAGAGGAGGCAUGAAUAAUCCACCCGUUGUUUAGCAUAUCAUCAAGAAAUAACCACAAAAAUGGGCAAUCAGCGUCCCUCAGGGCUGCUCUCUCUUUGCAGUAGCCAUUCUUUUAUUCCUUUACUUUCUUAAUAAACUUGCUUUCACUUUGCACUGCGGACUCAAUUCUUUCUUGUGCGAGAUCCAAAAACUUUCUCUUGGGCUCUGGAUUGGGACUCUUUCCCGUAACAUUUUUCUCUGUUCUCUGUCCUAUAACAAAGAUCUCUUCAAUAAAAUGGUGGAUAAUACUUAUUCUGU